Messenger RNA from Penicillium chermesinum, 654 nucleotides. RefSeq lists its product as uncharacterized. The record is from RefSeq and is a predicted model, not a curated record. The transcript has a single exon. Lineage: Eukaryota; Fungi; Ascomycota; Eurotiomycetes; Eurotiales; Aspergillaceae. The coding region runs from base 1 to 654 and encodes 217 amino acids.
AUGAACUCCCAGCCGCAUUUCGACCCGGCCACCAUGAUCGGCCUGGCUGGCGCUUCUCCUGGGCGAACAGACGAUAAUUUUGACAUUUUCGAAUGGUAUCCCCGCUAUCAGAGCUGCGUGCGAUACUUCCUCGAUCAUGCCCAACAUAGUGUCCCAGUCCAAGCUUUAUCCGCCUUCUUGAAUAUUCGAUUACCCUUCCAGCAGCAAGACAACCCGGUCCUCAACUCAAGCACAGCGCCGUCCACAUCCUCAGCAGACCUGAACCCACCAAGUCCACCGGCCGUCUCAUUGAUUCCAUAUAUCCGCCGGCUGGUAGCAACUGGCAUGGACUUUCCCGGCGUGCUGCACGGGUUCUUUGGCGAUGACUGGGGCAGCGGAGUCGGGCCCUUGCACGAACAAGAACGUCGGAACUAUCUAUUUGCCGCCAAGAGUGGCGGAUGGGCGUCCGUGAAAAAGAGCUACGACAUGUCACCACUGGAAACCAUUCCAUUCUUACGCCCACUCCAAGGACCGCUGGACGCGGAGAUCGAAGCGGCCGAGCGCAGUUGGAGCGAAUGGCUCGCCAUGGAAGAUUGGAUGGUAGGGCCCCGUGCACCGGACAUUCUCCAGGACUCUUCAUCACAAAAUUCUCGCCCUCGAAGCUCGCGCGGUUGA